Messenger RNA from Diabrotica virgifera virgifera (western corn rootworm), 2269 nucleotides. It is a transcript of the gene Nag3, whose product is annotated as probable beta-hexosaminidase fdl. NCBI's taxonomy places the organism in Eukaryota, Metazoa, Arthropoda, Insecta, Coleoptera, Chrysomelidae. The record is from RefSeq and is a predicted model, not a curated record. Bases 238 to 2142 code for a protein of 634 amino acids. Gene Ontology annotation, molecular function: beta-N-acetylhexosaminidase activity. Gene Ontology annotation, biological process: ganglioside catabolic process; glycosaminoglycan metabolic process; carbohydrate metabolic process. The transcript has 4 exons. Gene Ontology annotation, cellular component: membrane.
UACACAUGCGAAUUAUUAUUGAUACACAUCAAAUAAAUUUUAUAGACACAAACGAUUAAAAUGUUGCUUAUUAUAAAGUUGAUUUAACCGUUUAAUAUUUAUUUAUUUAUGGUGUAUAUUUUAUUCUAUCGUUAGAAACUUUUAAAAUAAACCUCGUAGGAAAACAGAGAUAAGAAACAAUUCUAAUAAGCUCGGUUUCGACAUUACUAACAUUAAGUUAGUUUUUUGGUUGAUUUCAUGUCAACGUUAUCAAGAGAAUAUGAAUUUUCUCGGGUUUCAAGUGGAGCCUUUGGAGUCGAUGUUGGUGUUAGGCGCAGAUCAAGACGAGAGGUCAUCAAAAUGACUGGGUUAAUAAGUUUGAUAGUGUUUGCUCUGGUUAUUACUGUUGUGUAUGGUGUACAUUAUUCGGAAAGUGAUGGUCCCACAUUCCGGUAUUUUCAAAGAGUUGAAUCUGCUAAUGAAAAUGACAAAUAUCAAAAGAUAUCCAAUUCUACAAUAUGGACUUACGAAUGCAGAUCCGAACAAUGUGAGAGAAGACCAGCUGAUACCAAUGAAAUUAGGGUGUCCCUAGAGCAGUGUAAUAUGUUAUGCAGUAAUCCGUCCUUAUGGCCUAAACCAAGAUCAGUUUACGUAUCAAACAAAUCCGUUUCUUCUUUUUUGAAGAAUCAAAUAAAAUUGAAAAUAAAUAGUCCGUCUUCAAUUAAAGAUGACUUAAAGCAAGCCUUCAGAAUUUUUUUGAAUACUAUUCCAGAUGAAAGGAAAUUUCGAACUCAAGAUGAAGUCGAUGUCGCAGAUAUCUUCAUUAAUCUGACCGUUACAAAAGAUGAUAAUAAACCAAAACAAGAUACGGACGAGUCUUACACUCUUUCGGUAACAAAAUCAAACUCUAAUAUAACGGUAAACAUUUCAUCUACGACAUAUUUCGGAGCCAGACAUGGGUUAGAAACACUCAGUCAGCUAAUCUGGUUAGAUAGCGUUUCACAAAAGCUUCUAAUAUAUCAUGAUAUUUCUAUAAGAGACAAACCUAUGUUUCCUCAUAGAGGCUUGAUGGUAGAUACGGCUAGAAACUUCUUUCCUAUGAAACAGCUCUUAAAAGUAGUAGAUGGUAUGGCUGCUAAUAAGUUAAAUGUAUUCCAUCUGCAUUUAACUGAUUCUGUGAGUUUUCCAAUUGUACUUCCUAAUAAUCCUUGGUUGGCCAAAUAUGGAGCUUACAGUCCAGAAAAAGUCUACACACCAGAAGAAGUAAAAAGUUUGGUAGAGUACGCCAGAAUUCGAGGCAUCAGAGUAAUUUUGGAAGUAGAUGUUCCAAGUCAUAUAAACGAAGGUUGGAACUACGCCAAUAAGAACGACGACAAAAUAGUAAUAUGUGGGGAAGAAGAUGUAAAUGGUGGUCACUUAAACCCUGAUAACCCAAGAAGCUUUAAACUGUUAGAAUCCAUUUACUCGGACCUUAUUCAGUUAGGUACUGAUAAUGAAACUUUUCAUAUUGGAGGCGAUGAAGUAGAUUUAAAUUGUUAUGGAAAGACGAACGCUGCUUCUCAUUUUUCCGACCCCCAUGAGUUCUGGGCUGACCUGAAUCACAAAAUAUUUAAAACAGUUAGUAAUGCUUUUAAUAAUCAACCACCAAAAAAUAUUGUUAUAUGGUCAAAUGAUCUGACCAGUAAUUAUAUGUCGUAUCUUAAAUACACGAAUAACCUUGUUGUUCAAUUUUGGUAUGGACAACUUGAUCCAAUACUAAGAAAUGGCAACAAGGUUAUAUUUUCAACGGUCUCAAACUGGUACUUAGAUUGUGGAUUUGGACCUUGGAAAUCAAGCAAUGAUGUAGGAAAUUGUGAUCCAUAUAGGCAUUGGAAAGCUUUUUAUACCUACAGACCAUGGUAUGAAUAUCAUACGUAUAGACAACAGGUUCUGGGAGGAGAGGCAUGUUUAUGGAGUGAACAGGUGGGUGUAGAUGAUUUAGAAACAAGAAUAUGGCCGAGAACUGCAGCUAUGGCGGAGAGACUAUGGAGUGAUAUUCCUAUUUUUGACUCAAAAGACGUAUUUACCAGAAUUUCUACUCAAAGAGAGAGGCUUAUACAACGGGGCCUCAAGGCAGAAGCAACUUGGCCGGAGUGGUGUACACAAAAUCCAGGAAAAUGCUAAAAAUAUCUGUGAUAACGAAACUAAAACAUUUCAAAACAAAUAAACAGUGAUAUGUCUACUAAACUUUGUAGAAAUGUUGUUAUUUAGUUUGUAUUAAUAUUUUACGUAAUAUACACAAUUAGAUAAU